AUGAAGGAGAUCUAUCUGGCCGGUGCCGCUGCGGCCUUCACAGUCGACGUGCUCAUAUAUCCCCUCGACACACUGAAAACGCGGCAUCAAAGCCAGGACUUCAUUAAAUCUCCCGUUUCAAAGCCUCUCGCCUUGAGGGGCCUCUACCAAGGCAUCGGCAGCGUAAUACUCGCAACUCUCCCAGCAGCCAGUAUAUUCUUUUCAACAUAUGAGACUGCAAAAGGCGUGUUCGGGCGGCAUCUCCCCGUGCCCGAGCCAGUAACCCAUUCCCUCGCUUCAGCAGUCGCCGAGAUGGCCUCGUGCCUCGUUCUGACGCCUGGCGAAGUCAUUAAGCAAAAUGCCCAAAUUGGGCUUUUCACGGGGUAUUCGGCCCUGGUUGCACGUAACCUGCCGUUCACAGCGCUUCAGUUUCCCCUAUUCGAGAAUCUACGAAAACGUCUGUGGAAUCAAAGAUUAAGUUCAAGAGAGGAUCAGACAAGAGGUGUAAGGGAAACGGGGUUGAUUGCGGGAGCCAGUGCAGGCAUGGCUGGGGGUCUGGCUGCGUUUGUGACUACGCCGAGCGAUGUGAUUAAAACACGGAUGAUGCGGCAUAGAAGAAUACCUUUUACGAAGACUGUGAAAGAUGUUUGGCGUGAGAGGGGGAUCCGGGGCUUCUUUCGCGGAGGAGCAUUUCGCUCUGCUUGGACAGCAGUAGGCAGUGGCUUGUAUCUGGGCAUGUAUGAUGCCGCAAAGCUGUGGCUCGAGAGGAGGCAGUAG
Trichoderma breve is the source of this 756-nucleotide messenger RNA. Its product is annotated as mitochondrial carrier protein domain-containing protein. Gene Ontology annotation, molecular function: S-adenosyl-L-methionine transmembrane transporter activity. Gene Ontology annotation, cellular component: mitochondrial inner membrane. The transcript has 5 exons. The coding region runs from base 1 to 756 and encodes 251 amino acids. The record is from RefSeq and is a predicted model, not a curated record. Lineage: Eukaryota; Fungi; Ascomycota; Sordariomycetes; Hypocreales; Hypocreaceae.